Messenger RNA from Prunus mume (Japanese apricot), 4017 nucleotides. The record is from RefSeq and is a predicted model, not a curated record. NCBI's taxonomy places the organism in Eukaryota, Viridiplantae, Streptophyta, Magnoliopsida, Rosales, Rosaceae.
GCACCGGAAAAGUCUACCAUCUGUCUACCUGAGAACUCAAAUUCGUUUCGGACCCCCGAAACCCGCAUGUCACAACCCGAAAUUCCCUCCCAAUUUCUCUCGCCAUUUUCAUCUCUCUCUGAACAAAAAAAACAUGUCGAAUCGAAACCCUAAAUCCCCUUACGAUUCGCUCAUGACUCAGGACCAACUCAUUGACUCGCUCACCUCCCACAUCUCUCUCUACCAUUCUCACUCCAAUACUUCAGACCUCAAACCAAACCCUAACCCUAGGUCUGCAAUUCUCAAAUGGUUCUCAUCUCUAACCGUCCACCAGCGCCAAGCUCACCUCACCGCAGUGGAUUCGAAGUUCGUACGGAUCCUCAUCCAAAUGCUCGGCAAGCUUCGCACCAAUAGCCAUGGCUUCUUCAUCAUCCUCCCUGACCUCCCCUCAGGUGACCUCCCCACCCUCUGUUUUAAAAGGUCGAGUGGGCUUCUGUCUCGGGUUUCCGAGUCGAACGAGCUGGAGAGGAGGAUAUUCGAGUCGACUCGGUUGUUUGCGUCGAGAGAAGGAGAGAAGAUUGAGGAAUGCUCGUGUUCAGUGAAGGAUCUCGAUACAGUGUCGGUGAGCGAGGGUUUGGUUGAGAAUGUGGAUAGGUUUGUGGCGGUGAUGGAUGAAAUAUCAAAUGGGGGCUUCUUGAGAGGUGAAGAGAGUGACUUGGGAUUGGAUUGGGUCGAAUUCAAGUGGUUGAAGGACAAAGGGUAUUACAGUAUGGAAGCAUUUGUGGCAAACCGGCUGGAGGUGGCUUUGAGGCUGGCGUGGCUGGGUUGUAGUAAUGGGAAGAAAAGAGGGGUGAAGCUGAAAGAGAAGAUGAGUGCUGCAGGCUUGGCGGCCAAUGUGUAUUGGCGGAAGAAAGGGUGUGUGGACUCGUGGGGAAAUUUGGAUUCAGCAACAAGGAGGAAUGUAUUGACUUCAGUGUUGGGAAAAUCAGCGAAACCUUUGAUUCUUGAGAUUCUGAAGGGGACAAGUAGUGAGGUGGGGGAUGAAAUGUGGCUCUUCAAUACAGGAGUAGAACAGCCAUUGAGGUACAACCAUAAUGUAUCUACGCGAAAGACUGUUCCAAAACUUAUGGCUGACACUGAAUUUGGGUCAAGCAUUAUCCCUGCUUCUCUUUCUGGGGAAUCUGCUUCCUUAGUCAGUGCCUUUAAUAAUCUCGUUUUGCUUCAGGAUAUAGUAAUGAUGAUAUCCUUAUGUUGCCAUAGUGAAUAUGAUAAAGGGAAACUCUUCUAUAGCACGUUGAGUUCAAUUUCUACCAUUUCUGAUUUUAUACUAAGAAAAGUACGUGGAUUUCUUAUGGUUAUUUUGCUUGACUGCACAAAACUGGAACUUUUAGCAGAGGGUGACAAAUCCUUACCUAAGAAAUCAAAGGCAAAGCCUAGUGCUUGUAGCCGAAAAAGUAAGGGAAGGACCCGCAAUAUGAAAAGGCCAAAUUCUGGUCCUAGGCCAUGCACAGAUGAUUUUUUGUGUGAAAAGUCUCUCAAGGAUCUUAAUUGUACAUUGGCUCAUAAAGAGAAGGCGGAUUCGGUGGAGUCCAAGAAGAUGCAUGGAAUACAUCAGGAGACCAAGACUUUCAAAGAGGCAUCAUCAUCGAAAGAUGAAAUGGAUCAUGCACAAGCACUGUUUGUUGCAAAAGCUCAUACUGCUGCAAGGAAGGGUAGGAAAGAUAAAGGAAAAAACAAAAUAACUGGUUGUAAGAAUGCCGUUGAUGUGAGAAAAUCUGAAAGAUCACUCAUGGAAGCGAUUUCUUCCUCUGUCAUUCCUGAAGAUUACACUGCAAAGUGCGAUCCCAUUUCUGAUGAUUCAGCCUUCCAGAACAUCGCAGAUUGUUCAGCUAGUUGUAACAUCCUUGUGACAAAUUCGAUUCUUCCUGAUUCUGCAAAUGGGCCGACUAAGGAUGAGGAUGCCAUGCAAAGCAUUCAAGAGAAUUAUAUUAUUGGAUCUAGCGCAAGUUUCUGUCGUAGGGUUUCAGAAGAUUACCAGUCAUCAGACAAUAUUACUGAAAUUCAAAUUAAAUCUACCGGAUCAGAAACUGGAAAUUGUGAAAUAGUUGGAAAUGUAAUACCUUCUGUGCCUGUGGUGGAUGAUAAUGCUUUUAGCCAUAAGGAUAUUGACUUUCAGAACACACAUGUUGGUAAAUCUGCUGUAAAAGACAUCUCGCCAGACAAAGCAAUAAGAGCUGCUGAUAUAAAAAAGGAAGCUAUUCUGUUUCAGGACCAAGAGCAUGGAAAUCCUAUAUGUGAUACUGGAGCUUCAAGUUCUUUCGAAUGCCUUCCAUAUGAGUGGCCUGGUGUAGCUUGUGCCUAUUUUCCACCUGUCAACUCACAUCUCCCACCUGCCACUGACCGAUUGCAUCUGGAUGUUGGUCAUAACUGGCAGAAUCACUUUCGCCAGUCUUUUCUACCCUCGAUACAUCAGGCGAGAAGUUCUCCAAUUCAAGGUGGGUGUAAUCCAGUUCUGACUCGACCAUUGCCAAUGAGUUUAGAUUGGCCUCCAAUGGUUCGAAGUGCUCGCGGAUUGGCUCUGUCCCGGACCUGUAAUUAUGAUUCUGGAUUCUUCUCAAAGAAGCAGUGUAGUUUUCCACAGGGUUUUUCCACCCACAGUGUCCAGAUUAAUACAACAAUGGACAGCGAAAGGAGGUAUUCUUGGGAUUGCACAGACCUGCCUGAUCCAAUAAGGGCACAUGAACUAGCAGAUGAAUAUGACAGCCACUGGAUAUCAGAGGAUGAAGUUGAGGUGCAAGCAUUUUCUGGGGUAGACUAUAAUCAAUACUUCGGUGGUGGUGUGAUGUACUGGAAUCCUUCUGACCAUCCAGGGACAGUUUUCUCGCGCCCUCCUUCCCUUAGUUCUGAUGAUAGCUCAUGGGCUUGGCGUGAAGCUGACAUGAAUAGGGCUGUCGAUGAUAUGGUUGCAUUUUCUUCUUCAUAUAGUACAAAUGGUUUGACUUCACCUACUGCUUCUUUUUGUUCUCCUUUUGAUCCUUUGGGAUCAGGAAACCAAGCUCUUGGCUAUGUUAUGCCGGGGAAUGAAGUACCAGGCAAGGUGCUACUUUCCUCAUCAACAAUGACAGACACAGCAGCAGAUGAGGAAUCGUCUGGAUCUUUGGCUGAUGUAAGUGGUGAUGUCGAAGGGAAGACAGGAGAUUCACUUCCUUAUCCCAUUUUGCGGCCAAUCAUCAUUCCAAACAUAUCAAGAGAAAGGUCAAGAGAGUUUAAGCGUAGUUAUGAUCGUAAAAGCCCAUGUGUUCCUCCUGCUAGGCGAGAGCAACCUCGGAUAAAGCGGCCGCCAUCACCCGUGGUGCUUUCUGUUCCACGCGCUCCCCGACCACCUCCGCCCUCUCCUGUGAGUGAUGCCAGGAAACACAGGGGCUUUCCAACUGUUCGAUCUGGUAGCUCCAGCCCAAGGCACUGGGGUAUGAGAGGAUGGUUCCAUGAUGGAGCUAACUUGGAGGAAGCUUGUUUGCGCAUGGAUGGUGCUGAAGUUGUUUGGCCAUUAAGAAGUAAUAAUAUUUCUGGCCGCCCAUUGAUUCAGCCUCUUCCUGCACCUUUGUUGCAGGAUCGACUGAUUGCUAUUUCUCAACUAGCACGUGAUCAGGAACAUCCAGAUGUUGCAUUGCCCCUACAACCGCCUGAGUUGCAUAACUGUCCUAUGAGGAAGGCGUCUCUUUCUUUGAUGCACAGCCUUGUCCACGAUGAUAUUGAUUUUUUCUGCAAGCAGAGAAUAUGGCUAGGAAGUCCUACAUCAAUUGGGCUGUCAAGCGGGUUACAAGGUCUCUCCAGGUGCUUUGGCCCAGGUCCAGGACAAACAUAUUUGGUUCAACUGCAACUGGUUUGUCACUUCCAACAAGUGAUGUGGACCUCGUGGUUUGUCUGCCUCCUGUGAGGAACCUGGAACCCAUUAAAGAAGCUGGGAUAUUGGAGGGCCGUAAUGGUAUUAAAGAAACAUGCCUUCAGCAUGCCGCCAGGUAUCUCGUCAAUCAGGAC